This is a messenger RNA of Macrosiphum euphorbiae (potato aphid), 435 nucleotides long. NCBI's taxonomy places the organism in Eukaryota, Metazoa, Arthropoda, Insecta, Hemiptera, Aphididae. The record is from the annotation of a GenBank genome assembly.
AUGUUCGGUUCCAUCAUCAAUCGCUUUCAGACGUUCUCGCCGACCACGUCGCCGGUGACCUCGCCGAAGAUGUCGCGACGCAAGUACAAGAGCCCAGCGCACCGGCGCAGUCUCAAGGACGAGUACAGGGACGUGCAGUCCGAGCCCGAGGACGCCUGUUGCGCAGGGACAUCGUCGGCUACCGUCGGCUAUCGCCGUGGCCUGAUACUGCAACACCAAUUAUUGCAGCAGGACGCCGGAAAUCCGCCUCCGUCGUCGUCGUCGACGAAAAAGAACCGCAGCAGGAAACAGUUGCUGUUGACAAAAUCAAAGUCCACGGCCCGGUUGGACAUAUCCGCCCCAACGGCCGCUCCCGUGCUCGGCAACUAUCACCAAGGGUCAAAGUCCAUGGGAAGGCUGGAUGGUCUAAGACAGGUUCGUUUAGCUUGUUCAUGA